AAUAUGAUAUUGUUUACGUAUUAUUAGUAUAGUCUAUGUUUUUACUAUGUUUUUAAUAAACUGACUUGGUGAAAAUAUUUUUUAUUAAUAAUAAACAAAUUAAAAAUAUUUUUAUAACACAAAAUAACUACAUUACAUAUAAAUUAUGAGCCAUAACUGGGACUAUAUGGACAAUGAUGUGACGCAAAUGAUAACAUGUCAUCCCAAUUAUAAGGACCCCUUUGUGAGGGCCCAUAGCUUUAUAUUGAGAGGUGACGGUCCGCUUUCGUAUCCGACCCGUCAAUAUAUAGCAAUUAUGGCAUCGGCUCGACAUCAGUGCACAUAUUUGGUGAAUAUGUCUCGCAAUGAGUUUAUAUCAUCGGGUGGUGAUCCCCAAUGGCUUCAAGGCUUGGAUCACAUUCCGCAAAAACUUAAAGAUCUGAACCAAAUCAACAAAUUGUUGGCACACCAGCCAUGGCUUAUAAGCCGAUCACAUAUUGAGAAGUUGACAAAAGGGUCUGAUUCGUGGUCAUUGUCUGAGUUGGUUCACGCCAUCGUAAUCCUGUCCCACUUCCACGCGCUCUCCAGCUUUGUCUUUGGUUGUAAUAUCGGUGCUGACAGUGGAGACAAUAAAGAAAAUGGUCACACAAAUAAUCACCCGGUGGUAGUCAACAACACGACCAACACAAAUAAGCCGCCCUCACCAUCCAGUCUCGGGGGUUCUCCCACUACCGGACCAGAAGUCGAGGCAUUGAUGAAGACAUUGCAGACUAUUAAUGAACAGAAGAACGUCGUCGUUGCCGCCGCUGAGGACACGGCCUCACAGGAGGACCUGUUAAAGAAUUUUGAAAAAUUAGAGUAUGACAGCCAAGAGCAACAACACUCACCAUUAUUUGUCGCUAACAAUGCCGGCACCGGUGGAUCAGCACCUGUAGGCAAUAACCAAAUUACAAAUAGAAAUGGCACUAAUAGUAACGGCGCCAACAAUACUAGUAAUAAUAAUAAUAAUAAUAAUAACAGCAACAAUAGUAACGCUGUCGGAACUACUGUAGAGGCUAAUACAGUCUCGGCAUCGGGCGGUCAGGAGCAACAACAACAACAUGAGGACAAGUCAUUGAGUGAGUUAAACAAGUUUAUGGACGAUCCGCACUUCGGGUACGAGGACUUUGCUCGCCGUCGUGAGGCUGACUUUCCGACGUUUCGCGUUCAGGACUACUCGUGGGACGACCACGGCUUUAGUCUCGUCAACAGAUUGUACUCAGAUAUCGGCAAUUUGUUGGACGAAAAGUUCAAAGUUUGCUAUAAUCUCACUUAUUUCACUAUGGGAAACAAGACGAACAUCGAUACGACUCCUUUCCGAAGAGCCAUCUGGAACUACAUUCAGUCAAUGUAUGGCAUCAGACAUGACGACUAUGACUACAGAGAAGUCAAUCUAUUAGUCGAGCGAAACCUCAAGGCAUACAUAAAGUCGUUGUGUUGUUACCCGCAUCGGGUCCGCCAUAACAGGGAAUUCAAUAAAGUCAUGCGUGGUUUUAGGACUUCCGAAAAGAUUCAUGUAAAUCUAAUGGUAUUUGAAGCCCGACUUCAAGCGGAACUAUUGUACGCUUUGAGAGCUGUUAUGCGACACAUGACUUGAGUGGCCAAACAUUUACAACACAUACACAGCAGUCGUCACUACAAAUAACAACCCAACAAAACACACCAUACCUUUCCCAGUCAACAACAAUUAUAUGGAUGUUUCAAACAAACAAAAAACCGAUACGUAUAUCACAAAUAUACAUAUAUUUAAAAAUAUAUGAAAAAUCAAUAAAAGUUAUUAAAAACAAAUUUUAAAAAAUUAACAAAAAAUAGGAGAUUUCAAAUUGUGAUUUUUAAUUAUUUUUUUAUUUGUUUCGCUCUUUUUUAAAUAAAUAUAAUUUUUAAAAUAUUAGAGUAAACUAAUUUUUCAUCAGGAUAUCUAUGUUUAACGUUUAUUUACCCAUUAAAAGAUAAAAUAAAAGUAUAGAUUAUUUAUUAAAUAAUAAUAAUAUGAUGAAAUUAAAAUCAUGCGAAAAGGCCUAUAUCUUAGACAUUGAACUAAUUAUAUGAUUAUUACUAUUUUAUUAUUAUUAAUUAUUACUAU
This is a messenger RNA of Oppia nitens, 2101 nucleotides long. RefSeq names its product sestrin-3-like. Gene Ontology annotation, molecular function: L-leucine binding; oxidoreductase activity, acting on peroxide as acceptor. Bases 146 to 1615 code for a protein of 489 amino acids. Gene Ontology annotation, biological process: cellular response to L-leucine; negative regulation of TORC1 signaling; positive regulation of macroautophagy. NCBI's taxonomy places the organism in Eukaryota, Metazoa, Arthropoda, Arachnida, Sarcoptiformes, Oppiidae. Gene Ontology annotation, cellular component: nucleus. The record is from RefSeq and is a predicted model, not a curated record. The transcript has 4 exons.